AUCCAACAGUGCCCGGAACGCAGAUGCUGAACUGGACGAGAGCCCAACCAGAAGAAGCUCAUAAACUCAGCCCCCCGCAGCUACCACCAAAAUCGGCACGCAUCUUCACCCUCGCGCCCUUCUCCUCCCUCGCCUCGCUCACCCAUCACCUCGCUCGCAGCCGAGCUGAUCCGGCCGCGGGACGGGGGAGGUGGAGGCCCAGCGUGGCUACGCCGCAGCCCCCCUUCCCUCGCUCCCUCGCUGGGAGCUAAACCCUAGCCGCUGCCGCCGACGCCGCGAGCGCGUUUGCUGGGGGUCUACUUGAUCGCGAUUCCAGCCAAGAGUAACUAGGAUAGUUUUCAUGGGCUGAGAAAACAAAUCUCUAGAUGUAAUCUCAACCUGGCUUUGCUUUCGUGAUUGGUCUGGAGAGUGUGCACGACUCAAGUGUCCUCAGAAUAGUUUGUGGAAGGCAACUACUUGGAGCUGCUUUCAUGGGAAACAUUGUUAACACUGUAAACAAGUUCUCGGGCAACAAUGCUGAUGGUGUUCCCUUCCGGAGGUGCUCUUACUUGCCAAAUAGUACUUGUGACGAGAAUGGUAGUUCAGUGACCAGAAAAUCUGCUUCUGCUACAAAUGGCAGUAUUAAUGGACAUGGUACCUUGUAUAAGGAUGUGGGUAAUGAGGAAAUGCACUUGGCUACAGACAGUACUUCUAAACCAGGGUGUCGUGGUGAUACUAAUCACUGUACUAACAAAGAAAGAGAAACUCGGAAUGUAAUUGUCCACACCGACUCAAGACAAAAUGGGGAUGCUACUAAUUCUGACAAUGCUGUUUUAAUUUGCAAUCAGACGGCUGGUCAUAUGUCCUAUGGUUUGGAUGGGGAAAGUAAUAGAAGUUCUGGAAGCUUAGCGGCUGUGGUUUCUGAAGUUCUUGUUAGUAAAGCACCACUUGAAAAGAGAUGUCGUACUAACCUUCAGGAAACUGGAGAUUUGGAAAAUACUCCAAAUGCACAUGUGAGCAAAAGGUCGAGACUGCACAGGGUUUCUCCUGCAAACAGUCUGUUUGAUCGUGAGGCUUGUGAUGACUUAAUUGAUAGUGCUCAUAAUUUAGAUUGUAGUCGCACUCCUAAUGCUUCAGUGCAUGAUGAAACGGUACCAAAUGAAGAUAAAACACCUUGUACUUCUUUAGAUGUGAGAGGUUGUGAAGGUACCCCUAGAGCUUCCUUGAAGAGACGAGUGAACAAGAAAAGAACUAAACGGGAAGCAUCAUAUCCAACGACACCACUAAAUGGAAAUACCGGAGCUUUAGUUGUGAUUGAACCUCCCCUGACUCGUACUAAGGCUAAGGGUAAGGCUUUAUCUCUUGCUACACCUGAAUCUCUCAAGAGAAGCACUAGAUCAGGUCGACUGAUAGUUCCACGGUUGGAUCCAGGAAGCCAGAAGAUUAUAUAUGACAUGCUUUAUUCACAGGACGGUUCUAUCCUUGCCAUAACCAACUUAGAGUCACCCCGGCUUCAAGGGCCUUAUUCGGAGCCGCCUCCUAAGAGGAGGAAAACGCCUCGGUGUUCGUCCCCAGGACACAGAAGAUUGCUGCCAUUCUAAUGGUGAACAUAUGGUGAAAAAGAAAUUCUGACACUGUCCACUGGCAUGAUGAUAUGGUGUCCAACCCGUUGUGCAUCUGUGUGAAAGCUUUUUGUCCUUUUAACCAGCUAAGUAGAGCUAGCUUCUGUAAAAUGUAUCGUGGGUACACCAUGAUGUAUGUUUCUUUGCUAGGCUUCGAAAUGGAUGCUUGCUAAAAUAUGGGCGUAGGUAUUUUGCAUACAAUAGAUGGUGUUGACACCCUGUGAACUUUGUAAGGUCACUUCCAGUUGAGAAACUAUCCUUCGUGUACCCAUAUUUCGUGCAAUGUCAUGCUGGGUUUACCUUAAGUGAAAACCGCUACUGUCGGUUCAUCGAAAA
Molecule: messenger RNA, 1937 nt
Organism: Oryza sativa Japonica Group (Japanese rice)
Lineage: Eukaryota; Viridiplantae; Streptophyta; Magnoliopsida; Poales; Poaceae
Source: RefSeq, a predicted model, not a curated record